AUGUACGGUAGCGCCCGCUCGGUCGGCCGAGGGGAUGCCAACCAUAGUGGAGGAAGAGAUGGUGGCGGUUCUGGUAAUCAGGGAUCCGGCCGCUCCCCUCGCCUUCCCCGUUCUCCUCGGAUGGGACACCGGCGCACCAACAGCACCGGAGGCAGCGGAGGAGGUCCCGGAGGAGCGGGAGGCAAGACGCUCUCCAUGGAGAACAUCCAGUCCCUCAAUGCGGCGUACGCCAACUCAGGACCGAUGUACCUGAGUGACAACGAGGUCGCCAUGGCAGACCAUCUUCCCAAAAGUGGCGGGACGGUGACGACCAUGGGGAGACAGAGGGUGACGUAUGGGUCGAGGGGCAGCAGCAGUGGAGUCGUGGCCGCUAGCACCCCCAAUAUCUCCACCUCGGUGCCUGGCAAUGCUGUGCUGCCAGCAGGCAUGAUGGCAGGUGAUGCUCUAGCUUUUGGGGACCACCACAUGGCCUCCACGGUGCCGCACUCUCUACGGCAGGCCAGAGACAACACCAUACUGGACCUGCAGGCACAACUCAAAGAGAUUCUGCGUGAAAAUGAGAUGCUGCGGCGAGAAGUGGAAGUUAAGGAGAGCAAGCUCAGCUCCUCCAUGAAUUCUAUCAAGACCUUCUGGAGCCCCGAAUUAAAAAAGGAGCGAGCUCUCAGGAAAGAUGAAGUUUCUAAGAUCACAGUCUGGAAGGAACAAUACCGUGUGAUUCAAGAUGAAGCCCAGCAUCUCCAGAUGACUGUUCAGGCUCUUCAGGAUGAGCUGAGGAUCCAGAGGGACCUGAACCAGCUGUUCCAGCAGGACCCCUCCAUCCAAGGCCGGGACCUGUCAUCGGAGCCCACGGAGGAGAACUACCGGCGGCUACAGGCCGAGCACGAGAGGCAGGCCAAAGAGCUCUUCCUCCUUAGAAAGACCCUGGAGGAGAUGGAGCUGAGGAUUGACACACAGAAGCAAACUCUGGGAGCCAGAGACGAGUCCAUCAAGAAGCUUCUGGAGAUGCUGCAGAGCAAAGGGCCGUCUGCCAAGGCAUCAGAGGAGGACCAGGAGCGGACCAGGAGGCUGGCUGAUGCAGAGAUGCACAGGCAUCACCUGGAGAGUUUACUGGACCAGAGAGACCGAGAGAUUAAUGCAUUAAGAGAGGAGCUGCACCGUCGAUACGAGGGAACCCCCGAGUCCACCAAGACCAAGGCUCUCCAGACCGUCAUCGACAUGAAGGAUGCAAAAAUCAAUUCAAUGGAGCGCGGCCUGAGAGACAUGGAGGAGGAGCUGCUGAUGCUGAAAUCGAACGGACUGCUGAGCUGUGAGGAGCGUCAGGAGGAGAUGAAGCAGAUGGAGGUCUACCGCAGCCACACCAAGUUCAUGAAGAACAAGAUGGAGCAGGUGAAGCAGGACCUCUCCAGGAAGGACACCGAGAUGCUGGGUCUGCAGACCAAGCUGGAGACGCUCACCAACCAGUUCUCAGACAGCAAGCAGCACAUCGAAGUCCUCAAGGAGUCGCUGACUGCCAAGGAGCAGCGAGCUGCCAUCUUACAGACGGAGGUGGAUGCCUUACGCCUGCGCUUGGAAGAGAAGGAGACAACUCUGAAUAAGAAGAGCAAGCAGAUACAAGAGAUGUCAGAAGAGAAGGGCACACUGAACGGGGAGAUCCACGACCUCAAGGACAUGCUGGAGGUCAAGGAGCGUAAAGUUAACGUGCUACAGAAGAAGAUUGAGAACCUUCAGGAGCAGCUGAGGGACAAGGAGAAGCAGAUGAGCAGUCUGAAGGAGAGAGUGAAGUCUUUGCAGGCAGACACGUCCAACACCGACACGGCUCUCACCACGCUGGAGGAGUCUCUGGCAGAGAAGGAGCGCAUCAUCGAGCGUCUAAAAGAGCAGCGAGACAGAGACGACCGGGAGAAGACGGAGGAGAUCGACUGUAACAAGAAGGAACUGAAAGAGUUGAAGGAGAGACUGAGCCUCCUGCAGGGAGACCUGUCAGACAGAGAGACGUCUCUGUUGGACCUGAAGGAACAUGCAUCAUCCCUGGCCUCCUCUGGGCUGAAGAAGGACUCCAAACUGAAGAGCAUGGAGAUCGCCUUUGAGCAGAAGAGGGAGGAGGUCCUCAAAGUGGAGAACCAGCUCAAGAGAGCUCAGAACGCGGCCCUGGAGGCUCAGGCCAACACCGAGCUGGCCGAGCGCAUCAAGAAACUGGAACAGGAAGUGGCCCGCCACAAAGAGGAUUCUGGGAAAGCCCAGGCUGAGGUGGACCGCCUGCUGGACAUCCUUCGGGAGAUGGAGAACGAGAAGAAUGACAAGGACAAGAAGAUCACUGAGCUGGAGAGUCUGGCCUCCAGGCAGACGAAGGACCAGUCGAAGAAGGUGGCGUCUCUGAAGCACAAGGAGCAGGUGGAGAAGAGCAGGAACGCCCGCCUGGUGGACGAGGCCAGGAAGAGGGAGGACAACAUGUCUGAGAGCUCUCAGCAGGUGAAGGACACUCUGCGUCAGAAGUCUGAGCGCAUCGAGGAGCUGGAGGAGGCCCUGAGAGAGAGCGUUCAGAUCACCGCUGAGAGAGAGAUGGUGCUGGCUCAGGAGGAGGCUGCCAGGUCUCUGCAGGAGAAACAGAUGGAGGAGCUGCUGGGGGCCAUGGAGAAGGUGAAGCAGGAGCUGGAGUCCAUGAGGGCCAAGCUGGCCUCCACCCAGCAGUCUCUGUGUGAGAAAGAGUCUCACCUCUCCACCCUGAGAGCUGAACGCAGGAAACACCUGGAGGAGGUGCUGGAGAUGAAGCAGGAGGCGCUGCUGGCUGCUAUCAGUGAGAAGGACGCUAACAUCGCCCUGCUGGAGCUGUCCUCCUCUAAGAAGAAGAAGACCCAGGACGAGGUGUCUCUGCUGAAGAGGGAGAAGGACCGACUGGUGCAACAGCUCAAACAGCAGACUCAGAACAGAAUGAAACUGAUGGCAGACAACUACGAGGACGACCAUCUGAAGACGGCUCCGGACCAGACCAAUCACAAACCCUCUCCAGAUCAGAUGAUCCCCCCUCUUCUAGCCCUGUCCCAGAACCGCAGUAAGCUCAAGCUCUACAUCGCCCACCUGACAGACCUCUGCCACGACCGGGACCCCAGCAUCCUCAGCCAGCUCACGCCGCCCUCUCACUACCACCACAGCGACCCCGACGACUUGGAGGAGGAGCUCCAGAAGAUGAGUGUGGAACAGUUGGAGCGAGAGCUGCAGGUGUGUGAGAAGGAGAGCGGAGAGCUGCAGGAGUUCGCCAACGCUGUUCUCCAGCAGAUCGCUGACUACUGCCCCGACAUCCUGGAGCAGGUCGUCAACGCCCUGGAGGAGUCCUGCUGACAACUCUGAGCUCCGACACCCCCCGGCUGACCCCCGGCCGACCCCCGGCUGACACCCGGCCUCCACGUAAUCUAAUCUGUAGCUGAGCCCGGUGCCCCUACCUCCACUCCACGAGGCUCCUGGAAGGAUGAGAGAAAGCCGGGGCAUUAUCUCCCCCCACUGAGCUCCGCCUCCUCGCUCCCCUCGUCCACCCCGGAACAAACUCUCACGACUCCGAAGUGCUUUCCUGUCUCGUGUGUCUCUCUAACGUCAGGCCUGUAAAAUCAAAUUAGGGAUGUUCGCAAAGUCUAUUGAAGUUCUCAAACAUCAGAUUACACUCCUCCUUUAACGGCAGCUGUGGUCGACGGAGGAGAAGAGAAGAACUAAAGAUCUCACCUGGUCACAUAUCGGGCCGGCUGCAGCUCACCAGAGGGCUGUGAACAGCUAACAGACUGUGAACUCUGCUCGUAGUAAACUUAGUUGGUAUUGCUCACCUGUAAGUCUGACCAGGUGCGUUGGGAUAGAACGGAUCUCGGAUGAAAGAAGCAAACUUCCGCACAAAGUCUUGGAGUCUACUGCCAACCGUCCUCUCCCGAGACGUCUUCAUCCACAGCAGGAACUGCUGGAUCCAGCACAGUUACCUCACUUCUAUCUCAGUCUUUCACCACUCUGACUCCUCCGUUGUGUCUCUGGAGUUUAAAGGGGUAGAUUCCUUCGUCACAUGGGGCAGGAGAGCACUUCUUGUCUUUUAGUCUGGGGAGCUGCUACAUCACGAGGGGAGCUCAGCUCAGCGGGGGAAUCCUGAAGCCAUGUAGAUGUAGUCAGUGUUGGUUACUAACUGGUAGGUUAAACCCAGCUACAGCUGAACACUUAACCAAAUAUAGAUGCAGCAUGUUCUUCAGAUGUUUCCUCUCCCAGCGGGGGGGCUGUGGAUCUGUCCUUGUAGGUACUGAGUAGUCUGAGGCUGGGUCACUGGCAUGAGAGGGGGGUCAAGGCCUGACCUUUGGCCCAGAUCAAGGUGAUCUUUUAGUUCCAGUUUGUUCUCAUGAGAGAGAGAGGAAACAAAAGAAACAAAAAAAAAUCUUUUAUUCUCUGAGGCGUUUUCAUUUCUCGAUGGUUUUGCACACAACGUCCACGUGUUUAUGAGGUAUGCAAAGUUUCUUUUGAGAACGUUCUAGUGGCCUUGGAGCAUGCACAGAGAUCAGUACUGGACCUAACGCAGGGAUAGAUCUAUUCCUCUGUCAUAUUGGUGCUAAGGCAUGAUGUAAGAUCCACUGAUCACUCAGUCUCAUCCAAAGUUUCUACACAUGUUCCGUAAAGCCCUCCUGAUCUUUAGUUGACUGAAUCACUGAAGAACCUUUUCUGGUAUGUUUUAACUCUUCAGGGCUGAGGUUUUUAAUUACUAAGUGCAUCUCUACAUUUACAGGAAACAAAAGUCACUUUUCAGCAGAUUUUUGACUUUUUAGAUCAGUUUGUAAAUAACGUGAUAUUUAACACGUCCAGUGACUGAAUAAAGGUAAUUAAGGUGAA
Sebastes umbrosus (honeycomb rockfish) is the source of this 4845-nucleotide messenger RNA. RefSeq names its product ELKS/Rab6-interacting/CAST family member 1-like. The coding region runs from base 1 to 3336 and encodes 1111 amino acids. Gene Ontology annotation, biological process: neuromuscular synaptic transmission; maintenance of presynaptic active zone structure; regulation of synaptic plasticity. NCBI's taxonomy places the organism in Eukaryota, Metazoa, Chordata, Actinopteri, Perciformes, Sebastidae. The record is from RefSeq and is a predicted model, not a curated record. The transcript has 20 exons. Gene Ontology annotation, cellular component: cytoskeleton of presynaptic active zone. Gene Ontology annotation, molecular function: structural constituent of presynaptic active zone.